Maudiozyma barnettii is the source of this 4332-nucleotide messenger RNA. RefSeq lists its product as uncharacterized. Gene Ontology annotation, cellular component: plasma membrane. Lineage: Eukaryota; Fungi; Ascomycota; Saccharomycetes; Saccharomycetales; Saccharomycetaceae. Gene Ontology annotation, biological process: transmembrane transport. The transcript has a single exon. Gene Ontology annotation, molecular function: ABC-type xenobiotic transporter activity; ATP binding; ATP hydrolysis activity. The coding region runs from base 1 to 4332 and encodes 1443 amino acids. The record is from RefSeq and is a predicted model, not a curated record.
AUGGAUAAAGAGCCAGAAAAUCAGGACAACAAUUAUUACGAACUCAAUAGCAUUAAUUCCCAUUCUUUUGAAUCUAUUGAUAAAUUAGAAUCAUCACUACGAUCCAAAGAAUGGUUAUGUUCUGAUGCAGUGUUUCCUACAGGAGAAUAUAAAGUUGAUAAAAAUAUUCCUGAAACUUACCUAAAUAGCGAUGAUAUAGAGAGAGUCACAGAUUCGAAUGUGUUCCCUCAAAAACGUUUAUUAUCUUUGUUUUUUAGUAACAAAGUCGAUCAUAUCCCUGAUAAUGAGAACGAGAGAAAAGUAUACCCACAUUUUAAUACUAAUAUAUUUUCUAAAAUAUUUUUAUGGUGGGUCACUCCGUUACUACGUGUAGGUUAUAAGAGAACUCUUCAGCCGAAUGAUAUGUUUAAGAUGGACGAACGAAUGGCCAUAUCUACAAUCUACAGCAAAUUUUUGAAAAAUUUAAAUUAUUAUCAAGAGAAAGCUCGAGCAAGUUAUAAGAAAAACCAUCCAAACGUUUCUGAUAAUGAAAUUAUAAAAAAUGCAAAACUACCAAAAUUGGUUUUAGCUAGAGUACUUUUCUUCACAUUUGAAAGACAAUAUUUGCAAGCAUGUGUUUUAGCUUUAUUAGCGAACUGUGGUUUGGGUUUUGUUCCCAUGUUAACAAAACGGUUAAUUGUAUUUGUUGAGAAAAAAGAGAUGAACCAUCAUCUAAAGGUUAAUAAAGGUGUCGGUUAUGCUAUUGGUUCUGCAUUGAUAAUGUUAUUCAGUGGUUUUGCGAAUAACCACUUCUAUCAUUACAGUAUGUUGACUGGUUCGCAAGCAAAAGCUGUUCUGACAAGAGCCGUUUUUAGUAAGAUGUUUAGGAUGUCCAAUUACUCAAAACACAAAUACCCUAGUGGUAAAGUUGUUGCGUUCAUUACAAAUGAUUUGGCUAGAGUUGAAUUUGCGUUGAUGUUUCAACCAUUUAUUGUUGGACUCCCCGCAAUUAUUAUAAUCGCUAUCGUUCUAUUAAUUAUCAAUGUAGGUCCGAUUGCAUUGCUUGGUCUAGGUUUAUACUUUGUUACUUUAUCUUGCUCAUUUAUUUUAUUAAAAAUGAUGUUUAAAUUUAGAAUUGCUACCAAUAUAUUUACUGAUGAAAGAGUUACUAAAAUGAGAGAAGUAUUGAGUAAUAUGAAGAUGAUCAAGUACUACGCAUGGGAGGACGCUUACUUAUCAAUUAUUCGGAACAUCAGAUCGAAAGAGAUAAAGGCUCUUCAGAAAAUGCAAUACGCUAUCAAUAUUGUCAUGGCGUUAGCAUUUUCUAUUCCUAAUAUUUCGUCAUUAGUCACUUUCCUUUGUAUGUAUAAAGUUAACAAUAUGGGAAGAACUCCUAGUAAUGUAUUUUCGUCCUUGUCGUUGUUUCAGGUGUUGAGUAUUCAAAUGUUUUUCUUCCCACUUAUCAUUAGUACAUCUGUUGACUUUGUCCUCAGUUUGAGUCGUGUUCAAACUUUACUCGAAAGUGAAGAGGGCAUCGAAAUCUUCCAGAACACUCAUAUUGCGAGUAAUGAAAUAGAUGCGGGGUUUGCUGUAAAAGUUGUGAACGCCUCCUUCGAAUGGGAGGAUUUUGAAUUAUUAGACUCCUUAGAGAAAGAGAAAGAAGAAACAAAUGAGAAAGACCAAAAAAAUGUAAGCAAAGAUAAAAAGGAAGUAAUUAAAGUAGAGUCAAAAUCAGUAUCCAACGAAGAACAAAAAUACAAAGAAAAAUCUAUAACAAAAUUUACUGAUUUAAAUUUUGAAGUUAAGAAAGGUGAAUUUAUUAUGAUCACAGGUCCUAUAGGUUCCGGUAAAACGUCUUUAUUGAACGCUCUUAACGGUACUAUGAACAAAACAAAAGGAAGUAUUUAUGUUAACGGUAGUCUGCUAAUGGGUGGUUACCCUUGGAUUCAAAAUGCAACAGUUAAAGAUAAUAUUUUGUUUGGUUGUCCUUUCGACCAAACCAAAUAUGAUAAAAUUAUCAAGGCUUGCUGCCUAGAAGACGAUAUGAAGAUAUUACCUGCAGGAGAUAAAACAGAAAUUGGUGAGCGUGGUAUUAACUUGUCAGGUGGUCAGAAAGCACGUAUUAACCUUGCAAGAGCAGUGUAUAGAAACGAGGACAUAUUUUUAUUUGACGAUGUACUAAGUGCUGUGGAUGCUCGUGUGGGGAAGACUAUUAUGGAAGAAUGUUUAUGUGGACUAUUAUCAGGGAAGACUAGACUAUUGGCAACACAUCAACUUUCUUUACUAGACCAUGCUGAUAAAGUAAUUGUUUUAGACUCAGAUGGGUCCUUCGAAAUUGGUACUGUCGAUAGAAUGAAAAAAGAAAACGAAACAUUAAUCAAUCUUUUAAAAUUUUCAUCCAAGAGUAAGGAAACUAAGAAAGGAAAUAUAGAAUCGAAUGAUAUGGUGAUUGAGGAACUAGAUAAUCUCAAUAAUAUUGAGGGAAACAGUCUUCAUAGUCAAAUUCAGGAUGGUAACUUAAUGGUCAAAGAAGAAAGAGCAGUAAACAGUAUCAAAUUUGGAAUUUAUAAGGAGUACAUUAAGUCUGGUAUUGGUAAAGCCGGUGGUGUAAUGAUUAUGCUUUUGAUCUUACUUAUUGCAGCUACUACAUUUUUCGGUAUAUUUUCGUCUGUGUGGUUAUCGUAUUGGACAGAAGAUAAAUUUAGUACAAGACCUACGAGUUUUUAUAUGGGAAUGUAUUCAUUUUUUGCAUUUGGGAAUUUCAUCUUUAUGGCUAUUCUCUUUACCUUAAUCUGCCACAUAGGAGUUAUGGCGUCUAAGAAAUUAAAUUUAAAGGCUGUGAGUAGAAUUUUGCACACUCCGAUGAGUUUCCUUGAUUCUACUCCGCUGGGUCGUAUCCUCAAUCGAUUUACCAAGGAUACAGACGCACUAGAUUAUGAAGUUACUGAUAAUCUACGUUUAUUCUUAUACCAAACAGGUGAGGUUAUUGGUGUUUGUGUUUUGUGUAUCGUAUACCUGCCUUGGUUUGCUAUUGCCAUUCCAUUUAUUUUGAUGGCUCUUGUAGUCAUUACUGACCACUAUCAAAGUUCAGCAAGAGAAAUCAGAAGAUUAGAGGCCAUCCAAAGGUCAUAUGUGUACAGUAAUAUUAAUGAGGUACUUGGGGGUAUGGAUACCAUCAGAAAUUAUAGGGCAGAGGAUAGGUUCAAAGCAAAAGCUGAUUAUCUAAUAGAUAAAAUGAAUGAAGCUAGUUACCUUUAUAUUUCUGUCCAGAUUUGGGUUGCCAUCUUUCUAGAAAUUGUCGCUACAGUUUUUGCGUUGAUUAUUACAUUGUUGUGUGUCACGAGAGCAUUCCCAAUUGGUUCUGGAUCAGUAGGUGUCCUAUUAUCAUAUGUCUUGCAAUUACCAAGUAUGUUUAAUAACGUCUUGAGAACUUUUACCCAAUGUGAAAAUGAUCUGAAUAGUGCUGAGCGGUUAAUGGAGUACGCCACAAAGUUGCCGUUAGAGGCGGCCUAUAAAAGAACCGAUUAUACUCCAAACGAUUCUUGGCCCCAACACGGUGUUAUUGAAUUUUCCAAUGUUUUCUUUUCAUAUCGUGAAGGACUUCCACCAGUAUUGAAAAACAUUAAUCUAAAUAUCACAGAUGGUGAAAAAAUUGGAAUAUGUGGGAGGACUGGUGCAGGUAAAUCUACUAUUAUGAGUGCUCUCUAUAGAUUAAAUGAACUCAAUAAAGGUACCAUCAAAAUUGAUGGUGUAGAUAUUUCGAAAUUGGGAUUGUAUGAUCUUCGUAGAAAACUGACAAUUAUUCCUCAGGAUCCAGUACUAUUCAAAGGUACUAUUAGAAAAAAUUUAGACCCAUUUGGUGAAUACGAUGACAAAAUGCUAUGGAGUGCUUUGGAGAAGAGUGGUGCAAUUGAACAGGAGGAAUUAUCUAAUGUGAAGUUAGAAACCACAAAUGAUAAGGAUACCCAUACAGAUAUGCAUAGAUUCCAUCUAGACCAAGUAGUCGAGGAAGAAGGAACUAAUUUCUCUCUGGGAGAAAGACAAGUGUUGGCUUUAAGCAGAGCAUUAGUUCGUCAAUCGAAGAUACUGAUACUUGACGAAGCUACCUCAUCUGUGGAUUAUGAGACUGACGACAAAAUUCAAAAACGUAUUGUUGAUGCAUUUAGUGAGUGUACCAUUCUUUGUAUCGCUCAUAGAAUUAAAACAAUAUUGGACUAUGAUAGAAUUAUUGUUAUGGAUAAAGGUGAAAUUGUGGAAAGUAAUUCUCCGUGGAAAUUGUAUUCUAACGAAUCGAGCAUAUUCAGAGACAUGUGUAUACGUUCAGGGAUUACAGAUGACGAUUUCAAAAAUUAG